Molecule: messenger RNA, 1236 nt
Organism: Dermacentor andersoni
Lineage: Eukaryota; Metazoa; Arthropoda; Arachnida; Ixodida; Ixodidae
Product: motile sperm domain-containing protein 1-like
Cellular component (GO): cytoplasm
Source: RefSeq, a predicted model, not a curated record
UUUCGUACCACUGCGGAAGGUACAAUUUACCUUCUCUCAAGUGAACGGCUCGUUUAUUCUAUGGGCUCGUGUGUUUGAGUGCUGUGGUCGGGUCAGCGGCUGAGGCUUUGAGCGCCGUCGACGAUGGUGAGUGUCCCGCGCGUGCCUGCCACUGCUCUGCGGUACGCGCCCAACGGUCGGCGGCGACCGCUGCGAUUUCGGCAUGACCCAGCGCGUCGGCAUCUGGCAGACCAUUGUGAAGGAGCCCGGUGAUCUGGGGAUGUGCAGGGAGGCUUCUCCCCUGAUGUCAGCCGAGCAUCUACGGCAUGCUGCCCCCCUGGUGGGCCGCAUGCCCGUGGUGGUGUGCCCGUCCCAGCUUGACUUCUACCUGGACCAACAGGAGAGCCACAAGCAGGUGCUCACCCUGUACAACAUCAAUGACUUCUCGGUCCGCUUCCAAUUGCUGUCGAAUGCGCCAAGAUGCUAUGCGGUUGCAGAGCCCGAGGGAGUGCUCAAGCCCCACUCCUUUACUGACGUAGUGGUGCGCCACCGGGAGGCAUUGGAGGCAAAUGUAGGCCGUCGCGACCACCUGCGCAUCAUUAUGCGGGAGGAAGGGGGUCGUCUGCACGGACACAGGGACAUCCCAGCCACCCUGCGGCCAGCACGCAGCCGGGGGGACGAGCCUCUCUCAGCGACCACUGGUUCUGUGCCCCUGGAGCCAUCACUUGGAGCUGACCGUCGGCUGAGUCAAAGAACCACAAACGGCCCAAGCCCUGCAGUUUUUGUGGUGGCUGUGGCCUGCCUAGUGGCUCUGGUGCUGCCACUAGAGGGAGCAAGUGGCAGCAGCAGCAGCAGCAGCAGCAGCAGUAGCCAUCCGUUUCUGCAGCUCACCCACCAGCAGAAACUGAUUGCCGCCUACAUCCUUGGGCUUGUGACAAUGCUCGUCGUCCGCCAGUGAAGGAUGCCUCCAUUCUUUUGGUGCCAGAGGAACGCUGGACGUCCUCCACAGCAGCUUUGUGAAUUGCUGUCUCGACUAUAGCGCUUACGGAUGCCUGUUUUUAAUAAUGAAAUGUGCAAGGACUGUUUUGCGAUGAUGCCUACUCACAGACUUGCCCUCUCGACGAAAAGCCUCGUCGUGCACGACCACGUUACUCCCUGACAAAGAAGCUGCCUGCCGGUAAUUCUGCCAUGUGUGUACAUUUGCAGGCUUCAAGCGAGUGCGAGCCUAGCGAGUUCAAUAAAAGCUUUGGUACGACA